CACCACCAACCCCCCGAAGCCCCCUCUCCUACGGUUCCAGUUUCCACGCCGCCGUCAACAUGUACCUCUCCGCCGUCGCCUCGACCGCCGCCCCCGCCGCCGCGUCGACCUCCCUCUCCUCCGUCAAUCGCCGCCGAUCGUCGCCUGCGUACAGGAUCCCGGCGCCACUCCCUCGACCCCUUCCCUGCAGGCUCCUGUCGUCGUCAGCACCGUCCCACUCUCCCCUCAGGCCGGUCUUCGCCAUGGCCUCCUACCCCGCCGCCGCCGGCGAGGCGGCCUCCAGGAAGAAACUCAUCAUCUUCGACGCCGAGGAGGACCUCGCGGCGUCGCUGGCCAAGCGCACGGCGGAGCUGUCGGCGAAAUUUGCGGCGGAGAGGGGUGCCUUCACCGUCGUGCUCUCCGGCGGCUCCCUCGUCAAGGCCCUCAGGAAACUGGCGGAGCCACCGUACCUGGAGGCUGUGGAUUGGAGCAGAUGGCAUGUGUUCUGGGUGGAUGAGAGGGUGGUGCCCAAGGACCAUGCGGACAGCAACUACAAGCUCGCCUCUGAUGAGUUCCUUUCAAAGGUGCCGAUUCCUGCGGACCAAGUUUAUGCCAUAAAUGACACGCUGUCAGCCGAGGGGGCUGCAGAGGACUAUGAGACUCGUUUAAGGCAACUUGUUAAGGAUGGUGUGAUUGGAAUGUCACCGGUAACUGGGUUCCCCAAGUUUGAUCUUAUGCUUAUGGGCAUGGGGCCUGAUGGCCAUGUUGCUUCACUCUUCCCAGGUCACCCGGUUGUCCAUGAAAACCAGAAAUGGGUCACCUUUGUCAAGGAUUCGCCAAAGCCACCACCAGAGAGAAUAACAUUCACUCUCCCUGUGAUCAAUUCGUCAGCACAUAUCGCACUUGUGGUCACCGGUGCUGGAAAAGCCGGUGCUAUUCAUAAAGCACUUUCAGAACAGCAAAACACAUCAGAUUUGCUGCCUGUCGAGAUGGUUUCCCUGCAGGAUGGAGAGCUCACUUGGUUCACUGACAAGCCAGCGGUGUCAAUGCUAUCCAGCAUUUGAAGCUAUGGUUGUAUGAGUUUGCUUGAACCUCUAGUCGUGAGUACUUACUUAAUAAAAGAUUUGAUGGAUAAAUAUUAGGUUCGGCAGGAAAUGGUGACUUUUUUUUUUGUAUUAUUGUGUGCCGGAGAAAUGUGUCAUGGGUUUCAGUAUCUACCAAAUAAUUGUCAUUUAUGGGGGGUGUUUUCUUCAGCGUAUAUGUUUUUUCUUCCGAACAAUUCAGCGUAUAUGCUGCCAGUAAGUGCUUGUAAAUGUUAUUUGGCACGUGAUGUUUGCUUUC
Molecule: messenger RNA, 1320 nt
Organism: Setaria italica (foxtail millet)
Lineage: Eukaryota; Viridiplantae; Streptophyta; Magnoliopsida; Poales; Poaceae
Product: probable 6-phosphogluconolactonase 3, chloroplastic
Exons: 3
Coding region: 60-1043 (327 amino acids)
Biological process (GO): pentose-phosphate shunt; carbohydrate metabolic process
Molecular function (GO): 6-phosphogluconolactonase activity
Source: RefSeq, a predicted model, not a curated record